Molecule: messenger RNA, 3061 nt
Organism: Cylas formicarius (sweet potato weevil)
Lineage: Eukaryota; Metazoa; Arthropoda; Insecta; Coleoptera; Brentidae
Gene: ChLD3
Product: chitin deacetylase 1
Exons: 7
Coding region: 1276-2823 (515 amino acids)
Biological process (GO): carbohydrate metabolic process
Cellular component (GO): extracellular region
Molecular function (GO): chitin binding; protein binding
Source: RefSeq, a predicted model, not a curated record
UAAAUAUUGUGACACAUAAAUACAUAAAACUAGGGGACAAAACGAUUUUCUUGUAAAACUUUGUGUUUUACGGCAUUCUACCACUUUAAAUAUACAAAAAUCAACAAAUACUUUAGAUGGGUUCUGAUGUUGCUAAAAGCUCAGACAAUAUCUGCUGAGCUUCUUUUUCGGCAUUUUUGGAAUGAAGUUUUCUGGUUAAAUAAUAAUAGGGUGGGAACAGCAGUUUUUUUUAGAAUCUCUUUUAAAAGUAAACCUAAAAUUUAAAUUUUGUGGUGAAUUUAAUGUGUUACUCAAGACAAAAAACAUAAUAACUCAUUUUGUAAGUCUCUUUCAUAAUCAUUUUCAGUAAAAUCAACUGAGGAGACAUAGCUUUUAUCUAGAUUAAGUUUGUCCUCUCUUCUAAAUCGAACUAUCCACUCGUUCCGAAUAGUUCGGGAUACUAGAUCUUUCCCUUUGGGAAAGCGUUGAAAACUACAUUUUCGAGACCUUGCUUUGAUCAAAAUAGUUGUUAUUGCACCCAUACAUGGCACAUCUCGUUCCAGGCAUACCUAACUAUUUAUUAUGUGUAAUGUUUUGAGCUUACCUCGUAACUAAUAACGCCGCUAAAAAGCAGCACGAACACAAAACUUUUAGGUUUUUGUUUAAGAUUAAAAAUACAGUUUCUCUCAAUUCUCGCCACUUAAGCGCAUACAAUUUUAUAGUAUUUGUUAAAGCUUAAAAACACUGUUUUGUCUAAGUUUUCUUUACAGAAAUACAAUUAACACAAACACAACACAACAAAUGCAUUGACAGAAUACAUAAAAACCGUUAGAGGACUUCGGUUACGUCACAAGCGACCACGUGCGAUCGAUAAUUUUGGCGAACGUAUGUCUUAUGGGAUUGGGCAAUCCUAUUAGAUUUACAAUUCUUGGGUUCUACCAAUUUUAUUAUUUGGUCGUUGUUGAACACUUAUAAAAACCUCAAUGGUUCUUCUUCUUUAAUACGCAGCAACCCUCAGCACAGUUACAAUGGCAGAGGUUAAAGGGUAACCAAUAAAAUGAAUACCGGCUGGUGUAAAUAAAUAAAAUUAUGAGCAAAACAUUUACACGACUUAAAAAAUUAUUUUUGCGGACGAUAUGUGUUCGCAUAAAAGCAUAAUUUAUUCCUUUCCCGUUUCGUUCGCGUAUCGCAUUUAAAAAUGCCCAAAGCGAGUCGCGUGACACUUUUUGUUCGUAUUCUAGUCGUUAGGCCGUGAAAGCUCGAGCAAUUAUCGGCUUCCUACGCAGCGCGCGUUGUAUGAUGAACGAAACCAAUUCGUUUUUAAAUUUUGUGUUUUUGUCGUUUUUUAUCUGUGCCGCUUGCGAAACCACAAUAAAAUGUAUCGAAAACGAGAGAUUCUACCGCAAUCCCGAUCUCAACAACACCCUAAAAGGCGGCUCGCCGACAAACGAAGAAUGUGCCAAGUAUUAUUUAUGUUUGGAAGGCGAAGUGUUUUCGUUUAAAUGCUCGCCCGGGCUACUUUUCGACGUGUCCAGGCAGAUUUGCGAUAUUAGCGCCAGCGUGAAAAACUGCCAGCAAUUCACGGAAAGCGGCACGACGUCAUCGAACCAAUGCCCGGAUCCCGAUUACCGAAAAUGUGAAGAUGGGGCGGCGAUGUGCAUACCGGGCGACUAUUUUUGUGACGGGGCGCCGGACUGCCCGGACCGGAGCGACGAAACGCGGUGCGACCACAUCGAAGACGUCUACGCUGCCCAAGUCUGCGACCCGACAAAGUGUCAACUGCCGAAGUGUUUUUGUUCCGUAAACGGUAACGUCGUUCCCGGAGGACUGGCCGCUUCGGCGGUGCCCCAAAUCGUGUUACUCACGUUCGAAGACGCCGUCGACGAGGAUAACUUUGAAUUUUACAGCUACCUGUUUUCUCAAAACUACACGAACCCCAACGGCUGCCCGAUUUCGGCUACUUUUUUCGUCAGCCAUCCCCACAACAACUAUUACUACGUUCAGAAGUUGUGGAAUGCCGGCCACGAGAUCGCCGUUCACUCUAUUACGCACAAACUCCCGGAUAAAUGGUGGUCAGACAACGCGACCCUGGAAGAUUGGUUCGACGAAAUGGUGGGCGGAGCCAACAUACUGCACAAGUUCUCGAAAAUAAGACUGUCGGACAUCGCGGGCGUCCGGGCUCCCUUCUUGCGGAUCGGUUGGAACCGGCAGUUCCUGAUGAUGAAGGAGUUCGGUUUCCUGUACGACAGCUCGAUAGUCGCGCCAUUUUCCCAGACUCCCUUAUGGCCCUACACUUUGGAUUACAAGAUGCCACACAAAUGUUACCGGCAGCGGUGCCCCACGCGCUCCUACCCCGGCCUUUGGCAAAUGGUGAUCAAUCAACUCGAAGCGGGUGACGUCAGCUGCGCCACUUUAGAUUCGUGCCCGUCCGACCUCACCGGUCAACAGGUGUACGAAAUAUUAACGAGAAAUUUCGAUAGACACUACGGGACCAACAGGGCCCCGUUCGGACUGCACUUCCAGGCCAGUUGGUUCGACAACGACGAAUACUUGACGGCGUUUCAGGAUUUCCUGGACAACGUGCUUUCCAGACCGGACGUUUGGUUCGUGACGAAUUCGCAAGCGAUCAGGUGGAUGCAAGAUCCCGUGCCCAUCGCGCGGUUCAAAAAUUUUCAUUACUGGCGCUGCGACACGAGGAACUGGCGCCCCGACGAACUCGCUUGCCUCAAGCCUGAAACGUGCAAGCUGUUCAGCCGCGCUUUCAGGGAGGAAAUCGAGAUGCAAACUUGCGGCGACUGCCCGAAGAAAUACCCGUGGGUUAAAAACGAAUUCGGCCUUAAUUGACCGUUCCCGAGGCCAAAUUAUUAUUUAUGGGUUGGUUUAGUUGUUUUUUACCUAUUGUGAUUCGUGUAACGUGUUAUUUUUUGUGUUAUCGUACGUAACCAAUUAAAAGUGUAUUUAAUGACGAUUGAAGUUGAUCAUAACCUCAAAAAAUACAUACAAAAAUGGGGUAUGGGCAGCCACAUUUCGAAAAGACAGUUCGGUCAGCGAGGCUACCACAAUAAAAAAACAAUCUAGGUGG